Microtus oregoni (creeping vole) is the source of this 966-nucleotide messenger RNA. Its product is annotated as olfactory receptor 867-like. The record is from RefSeq and is a predicted model, not a curated record. Gene Ontology annotation, cellular component: membrane. Gene Ontology annotation, molecular function: olfactory receptor activity; G protein-coupled receptor activity. The transcript has a single exon. Lineage: Eukaryota; Metazoa; Chordata; Mammalia; Rodentia; Cricetidae. Gene Ontology annotation, biological process: G protein-coupled receptor signaling pathway. The coding region runs from base 1 to 966 and encodes 321 amino acids.
AUGGAAACAGAGAACGACACAGUGAUACCAGAAUUUCUCAUUGUGGGCCUCUCAGAUAAUCCUGAACUGCAGCCCAUUAUCUUUGGACUGUUCCUGUCCAUGUACCUGGUCACAGUGCUUGGGAACCUGCUCAUCAUCCUGGCUGUCAGUUCUAGCUCCCACCUCCACACUCCCAUGUACUUCUUCCUCUCCAACUUGUCUUUUAUUGACAUCUGUUUCGUCUCAACUACAAUGCCAAAGAUGCUGGUGAACAUGCAUUCACAGAGAAAAGGCAUCUCUUACAGAGAAUGCCUUACACAGGUAUAUUUUUUUAAUACUCUAGUUGGAAUGGAUAAUUUUUUACUUACUUUAAUGGCCUAUGAUCGCUUUGUAGCUAUCUGUCAUCCCCUCCACUACACUGUUAUCAUGAGUCCUUGGGUAUGUACACUUCUGGUCCUGAUAUUUUGGAUCAUCAUGUUCUGGGUCUCCCUGACUCAUAUCCUAUUGCUGAAUGAAUUGAAAUUUUCCAGAGGAACUGAAAUCCCACAUUUCUUCUGUGAACUGGCACAAGUUAUCAAGGUAGCCAACUCUGAUACUCACGUCAUUAAUGUCUUUAUGUAUGUGCUGACUUCCCUAUUAGGUGUGAUUCCUAUGAUAGGUAUCAUUAUGUCUUAUUCACAGAUUAUCUCAUCCUUGUUAAGGAUGUCCUCUACUGUGAGUAAGUACAAAGCCUUUUCCACCUGUGGGUCUCACCUCUGUGUGGUCUCCUUGUUCUAUGGGUCAGGACUUGGAGUUUACUUCAGCUCCUCUGUUUCUCAUUCUCAGAGAAGAAUGAUUGCCUCAUUGAUGUAUACUGUGAUCAGUCCCAUGCUGAACCCAUUCAUAUAUUGCCUGAGAAACAAGGAUGUGAAGGAUGCUCUUGGAGAACUAGUCAACAGAGUUGUCUCGUGUCCAUCCAUACUGAGAACUCUAAGACAAAUUUUAUGA